Molecule: messenger RNA, 1815 nt
Organism: Penicillium odoratum
Lineage: Eukaryota; Fungi; Ascomycota; Eurotiomycetes; Eurotiales; Aspergillaceae
Exons: 3
Coding region: 1-1815 (604 amino acids)
Biological process (GO): DNA-templated transcription; regulation of transcription by RNA polymerase II
Cellular component (GO): chromatin
Molecular function (GO): zinc ion binding; DNA-binding transcription factor activity, RNA polymerase II-specific; RNA polymerase II cis-regulatory region sequence-specific DNA binding
Source: RefSeq, a predicted model, not a curated record
AUGUCCCAAGAGCCACAUUCUGAGAAUGCCCCAGCACAAGUCCCUAUGCAUCCAAAUCAAUCCUUGGAUGAUGAAAUGAGCCACCAAGAAGCCAUACCAGCUGUUCAAUUCGCUGAAGUAGACAACAGUACUAUGUUCUGGCAAGAUCUUCCUGAACUUCAAACGCAGAGAAAUGAUCUUGAAUGGCUAUUUGAACCACUGCAAGGCAUACCUCAAGCCUCUGCACUUCCAUCGGAGUGGACAUUCAAUGCGCCGAACUUGGAAAAUUCCACCAUCUGGCAAACCGAGACAGACUUAAAUGUGAUCGUGGAUAAGAAGAGUCCUCCCGGGCUAGAAGAAUGGACAUUAGCGCACUCGCGUCUAAUUCCCGCGCUUAAUCAACUCGAUAUAAGCGUCCUCUACUCGCCGUUCUUUGAAGUCGAGAAUCUCAAAAUAUUUUACGACUUGUACUUUGAGAACUAUCAUCCACAUUUCCCCAUAUUCCAUCGACCAACGAUGAUUUUGUCUGAUAUUGAGCCAUUACUACUUGUUUCACUUCUAACUUUAGGCUCAACAAUGUCGGAUGAUAUGCACUUAUAUGAAUUGGGUCAGCAGGUUCAUGACGCUCUUCGUCUUAUAAUCAUCAAUGUCGCUCAUGGCAAGAUGAAGUCUUCACGGAAGAACUACGAGAUGGCACAUGUGUUCCACGGCGCCAUAGUCACAAUGAUGAAACGAGGCAGUGUGUAUCCUGCUUCUUCAACAAUCCGCGCCCCCCACCAAGUGAUCAAUCUCCAACUAGAAUGGCAUCAAUGGGUAAAAGAAGAAUCCUGGCGCCGAACCGCAUUUUUCGCAUUCUGCAUGGAUGCUCAACACGCCUGUUUAUUCGGCCAUAGCCCAAUUCUCUCCGUCAAUGACUUAGAAAUGACACUCCCAUGCAAGGAAAUUCUCUGGGAAAGUUUAUCUCCGGAGUCAUGGUACGAUCUCUGCCAACGAGACUCGAAAUCCUCUUCUGCACAUUUCUUACCGACCUUGAAAGCCUUGUUACAAGAUGCGAUCACACCCGCGGCUUAUAGCGAGUAUGCACGUUUUAUUCUUCUCCAUGGUUUGAUAAGUUUGCAAACGCAUCUGCAGUCGACGUCGCGCUUGACAAUGGGCAUUGAAAAGGGUAGUACGGAAGACCCUAAAUCAGUAUCUGAUCCAUCUGGAGCCAAAUCUUCCACGCUGAAGGCUUCGCCGCCGUGGGCGAAUAUGAUCAGUACCGCUAUCGCCGCUUGGUCGGAUUGUCUCUUGUCCCUUCAGCCCUCUCUGUGCCUUGAAGCGGCUCGCCCAUUGUAUAGAAUGGCGCAGAUUACCCUGCACGUUAGCAUGGUUGACUUGCUUACGCUGGCGAUGGAUCCGGAUCAUCUUGGUAGUGCUCAUGCGCGGAGUACUUACGACGAGGCCAAGGCACGGAUGUCGGCUUGGGCUACCACGAAGUCGGCUCGCGAGGCAGUUCGAUAUUCUUUGCUUCUAGUGCAAGAGACAAUGUUUUCCGGUCAUAGAUACCGGGCUUCUGAUGACAAUAUUGCCCCACGACCUUGGUGUUUAUACGUUGCGGCCUUGACCUUGUGGAUGUAUGGGGUCAUGACUGAAGGUCCUGCAUCUCCUGAGAUUGAAGAGUCCAAAGCAGAGGAAUACUUGAUCCAGAUGACAAGGGCGCUGAAGGGGGGUCAGAUGGACUAUGUAGAGGCGAAUCAGACGGCCGGGUUGAUGCGUGCAGUGCGUGACGCGUUAGAAAACUGUCGCUGGGAGUUGCUACAGGAUGCCCAUGAAAUUUUAGGACGGCUCGGUGGAUAA